AUGGGAAACGAAGCUCAUGACCAACAAUAUUCAAAAAAGUUGCAAGCUUAUGCUCACAGCCAAAAGCACAACCUGAAGCCUAUUAUACUAGUCAUACUCACCAACCUCGUUACCAUUUACAUCUUCACUGGCCCAUUUAGUUUUUUGUACCACUCCUCUACGAGUCCUCGUGACUCAAACUCCAUUUUACAGGAACUAAACUCUACCAAAGCUCAACUUACUGCCACUCACUCACUCUUGUCUGAACUGCACCACAGACUCAACUCCUCUAACUUGCUUGUCCAGGCACUGCUUAUUGAUCUCACGCGUCAACAAGAAAAGAUAUCCAACAGUGCAGAUCAGAAUCAGGUGAGUUUGAAGGUAGGAAGUGAUGAGGUCACUUUUGCACUUGGCCCUCACAAGCUCCCUUUUGGGUACUCACCAAUGAUAGGAUCAGAUGAGAUUCAUACAGCUGUUGGUGCGUCCUGCAUGAAGCUCCAUGAGGAGUUAAACCAAUAUAUGGCAUAUGAGAUUGGAGGGGAGUGCCCUGUGGAUGAUGCGCUUGCACAAAGGCUCAUGCUCAAAGGAUGUGAGCCGCUCCCUCGUAGAAGAUGCCAGCCCAAGUCUCCUGCAAAUUAUGUGGAGCCAACACCUUUGCCUGAGAGCCUUUGGUCAACCCCACCAGACACCAGCAUUGUUUGGGAGGCUUAUGCUUGUAAAAGUUACCAGUGCCUUGUUGACAGAAAGAAUAAGUCUCGCUCCUACCACUGCAAGAAUUGCUUUGAUUUACAAGGUGAAGAGAGGAGUAAGUGGAUAUUUGAUGAUGGUGGACUUGCUUUUGGAAUAGACCAAGUUCUUGCAACCAAAGCUGCAGGAACAAUUCGAAUUGGACUUGACAUUGGUGGUGGAACUGGAACUUUUGCUGCAAGGAUGAGGGAACGGAAUGUGCUAAUCAUCACAAGCACACUGAAUUUGGAUGGUCCUUUCAACAACAUUAUUGCAUCAAGGGGUUUGUUACCGAUGCAUAUUAGCAUUUCUCAGAGGUUUCCAUUCUUUGACAACACACUGGAUAUUGUGCACUCCAUGGAUGUCUUGGGUAAUUGGAUACCAGACACCAUGCUUGAGUUUGUAUUAUUUGAUAUAUACAGGGUGUUGAGACCAGGUGGUCUGUUCUGGCUUGAUAAUUUCUUUUGUUUUGGGUCACAACUCAACAAAACUUACGUACCAAUGCUGGAUCGAAUUGGAUUCAAUAGAUUGAGGUGGCACGUUGGAACCAAACUUGAUGGUAGGGUUCGCAAGAAUGUGUUGUACAUUUCAUCCCUAAUGGAGAAACCAAUGACUUGA
Messenger RNA from Sphenostylis stenocarpa, 1323 nucleotides. The record is from the annotation of a GenBank genome assembly. Lineage: Eukaryota; Viridiplantae; Streptophyta; Magnoliopsida; Fabales; Fabaceae.